AUGAUUCACCUUGCUUCACCUUUGGUCACUUCUCCUCCAGCGACGUCAGGCCUUCCUCAUUACAAAUUGACCAACGAUAAGCUAAUACUUAUAACUGAAUGGUUUCACUCUCAAAUGGGUGUGCGACUCCUCCAUCGCACUGAUGACUACGAAUGCGACUCUUCCACUACACCUGUGAUUGCGUCCCGUCUCACCUCCCUGACCGCUACCUUAAUAGGUUUAUCUAUUCAAUUAGAUUUUUCUUUUCAGUUAGAAAUCGAUUUCGUCGCCUCCCCAGCUCUUCAUCUCUUCACUAAAAUCUCUCUUCAUCUAUCCACUAAAAUCUUCAUGUCAAAACCAUUGUGGUGGUUGUGGCGAAAUCAAAAUGCGGGAUUGAACCAUUGUAGCAGAGCGAUCUUGAAACUUUUGAUUAAUACUUCUCAAGUCGUCUCCAAGGGCUUCUGUUUGAAUCAUUUCAUUGAACGACAGGUGAAUCAGACCAUCUUCUCAAUUUAUUUGACAUUGAAGAACAGUGCGUUGAAUUUCUUUGUCGUGUCCAAUUUAUCUCGACCAGAUCUCAAUUUAUUUGACAUUGAAAAAUCAAACCUCACAAAAUCUUUCAUAGAGCCAACGGUUGAAGAUCUACGACUCCUCACACUCACAUCGUCGAUGAUUUUAAGGCCUUUUGUCCCCGGUAUCAAGGAAAAACUAGGGCUUUAUGCUCCCGACCUCACAAGGGCAGACCCAAGAACGAGGGCUUUUAUAUCGGCGUCUUCAGGAAGAACAAGGAUAUUCGCUCUUCCUCCUUCCAAAUCGACUAAUUCUUCAUCAGCUCUUGUUGAAUACAUGUCUCCCAAAUCAAAUCAGGAAGAUGAGGACCUCGAGGUGAAGCGAUAUCGGAUUAAGGAAACGUCUAGAACGAAUGAUAGGUUCUACCCUAGAUCCCAUUGCAAUGAGUCAGCUUAUGCAAAGUCCAGCUAUUUCACAAUUCAUUCAGCGACAAAGAGGAGUGAAGAAUAUCUAGAAGACAAUGUCCAAGGAAUUGAACAAGCCUCUACUACACCUGAUGGGGAUAAAAAGGGCCCUAGUAGAAGUGCUAGAAGGAAAAAGGCUAAGAGACAAUGGAAGCGAGAACUUACUAAAAUUUCACAAAAGCCUGAUACUGAUACCCAUCUAGAAGGGACAAAUGACCACCCGAAGGGGCGUGAAAAGAGUCAAACAGAAGAAGAAGAAGAAGAAGAAAAAGAAGAAGAAGAAGAAGAAGAAGAAAUUGUAAUGUGA
Molecule: messenger RNA, 1260 nt
Organism: Lactuca saligna
Lineage: Eukaryota; Viridiplantae; Streptophyta; Magnoliopsida; Asterales; Asteraceae
Source: the annotation of a GenBank genome assembly